Messenger RNA from Erigeron canadensis, 1581 nucleotides. RefSeq names its product hydroquinone glucosyltransferase-like. The transcript has a single exon. The record is from RefSeq and is a predicted model, not a curated record. The coding region runs from base 97 to 1509 and encodes 470 amino acids. Lineage: Eukaryota; Viridiplantae; Streptophyta; Magnoliopsida; Asterales; Asteraceae. Gene Ontology annotation, molecular function: UDP-glycosyltransferase activity.
UGUACCCAAUGUUUCUCUAUAUAUAGAUCAAUGAUUCAUAACUAGACUUUUUAAGUUUAGAUAUUCAACUUAACCACCACAUUUUCUCCAAAAACCAUGGAAAAACCAGCCCAUAUAGUCCUUAUACCUAGCCCUGGAAUGGGUCACCUCAUCCCAUUAGUUGAAUUUGCCAAGAGACUUAACACCCUACACAAUUUUUCAUCAACAUUUUUCAUCCUAAAUAAUGGUCCUUUGUCUAAAUCCCAACAUGCAUUUCUUGAUUCACUUCCAAAUGCCAUAAACUAUCUCAUUCUUCCUCCUUUAAACUUUGAUGAUUUGCCACAAGAUACCAAAAUCGAGACGCGAAUGAGUCUCAUGGUGACCCGGUCCAAUCCUUCUAUUAAAGAAGCCUUAAAGUCCAUAACUUUGAACAAAAAGGUUGUUGCUUUAUUUGUUGAUCUCUUUGGAACAGAUGGUUUUGAUAUUGCUAUUGAAUUUGGUAUCCCUCAUUAUCUUUUCUUUCCGGCAUCAGCCAUGACUUUGUCUUUGUUUCUUCAUUUACCAAUGCUUGAUCAAAUGGUUUCUUGCGAGUAUAGGGACAUGCCUGACCCGGUUCAGAUACCCGGUUGCAUACCACUUCAUGGUAAGGAUUUUCUUGACCCUCUUCAAGACAGGACUAAUGACGCAUACAAAAUGGUGUUGCAUAAUGCAAAAAGGUAUAUGAUGGCUAAGAGCAUUGUAGUAAAUAGCUUUAAGGAGUUAGAGGGUGGAGCAAUUGAAGCUUUACAACAAGAGCAGCUCGGUAAGCCACUUGUUUAUCCUGUUGGACCGUUGAUACAAUCAACAUCGAAUGAGACUAGUCAGGAUGUAAACGAGUCAAAAUGCUUGAAUUGGUUAGAUGGUCAGCCAUUUGGGUCUGUCUUGUUAAUAUGUUUUGGUAGUGGUGGGACACUUUCGUCCGGACAAAUCACUGAGUUAGCCAUGGGCUUGGAGUUGAGUAAGGCAAGAUUUAUAUGGGUGGUUAGAGCCCCAAAUGAUAAACAAGCUGAUGCCAAAUAUUUAAGUUCGGAUACCCAUAACGACACUUUGGACUAUUUACCAAAAGGGUUCUUAGAAAGAACCAAAAAUCAUGGGCUGGUGGUGCCCAGCUGGGCACCACAAGCCCAAAUCUUGAGCCAUGCCUCCACAGGCGGGUUCUUGACUCACUGUGGUUGGAAUUCGCUUCUUGAAACUGUAACCCAAGGUUUACCAAUGAUUGCUUGGCCACUUUACGCAGAACAAAAGAUGAACGCAGUAAUGUUGUCUGAGGGUUUGAAGAUUGCGUUACGAGCUAAGGCUAAUGGAAAUGGAAUCGUGGAUCGUUUAGAGAUUUCUCGGGUUGUCAAGGGUUUGUUAGAAGGAGAAGAAGGAAACGCGAUUCGUAUUAGAAUUCAAAAGCUUAAAGAAGCAGCCGCGGAUGUGCUUACUAAAGAUGGGUGUUCUACAAAAGCAUUAGAUCAGCUAGCUUCUACAUUGAAGAAUAAAAUUUAAUUGCUGUAUAAAUACAUUUACAUAUAUUUAACUUGUGUAUCAGUUAUUAAUCACCUUCAUCUUUCAAUUGCA